AUGGAUUCACAAGAUUGUGUCCCAACAAAUUCAAAGCAAGAUUUCAGCCAUUACAUAAAGGGUAGGUCUGGUAUACGUUAUCUUUGUGGCUGUUGUGCAGCCUUCACCAAUAUAGCAGUCACCUUCCCUAUCCAGAAGGUCCUCUUUCGACAACAGUUGUAUGGCUUGAAAACAAAGGAUGCAGUACAUCAGCUGUAGAAAGAUGGAAUUCAAAAUCUCUGUCGUGGAAUCCUUCCUCCAUUAAUGCAAAAAACGACCACCCUGGCUCUAAUGUUUGGCUUGUAUGAAGAUUUCUCCUCCUUGCUCCACAGUCACACAAGUGCACCCAAACUCCUAACUUGUAGCAUGGCAGCAGUGCUUGCAGGGACCACAGAAGCCCUUCUUACACCUUUUGAAGGAGUCCAGACGCUUCAGGACUACAAACAUCAUGAGAAAUUUACAAACACUUACCAGGCUUUCAAGGUACUAAAAGUCUAUGGGAUUAAAGAAUAUUAUCAGGGUUUGGUGCCCAUUCUGCUCCAGAAUGGAAGCAGUAAUGUGCUCUUCUUUGGCCUACGAGGACCUAUCAAACAAUGUCUGCCUGAAGCAACUUCUUAUAGCACUCAUUUGGUCAAUGACUUUAUCUGUGGAGGGCUGUUGGGUGCCAUGCUGGGAUUCUCAUUUUUCCCAAUGAACGCUGUAAAAGCUCACAUGCAAUCUCAAAUUGGUGGUGAAUUUCAGUCUUUUUCAAAAGUUUUUCUGAUGAUCUGGCUAGAACGUGAUAGAAAAUUGAUGCAUCUUUUCAGAGGAGCCCAUCUGAAUUACCAUCGUUCUGUCCUGUCAUGGGGCAUAAUCAAUGCAACAUAUGAAUUCUUGCUAAAGCUAUUAUAA
Molecule: messenger RNA, 870 nt
Organism: Cygnus olor (mute swan)
Lineage: Eukaryota; Metazoa; Chordata; Aves; Anseriformes; Anatidae
Product: mitochondrial nicotinamide adenine dinucleotide transporter SLC25A51-like
Source: RefSeq, a predicted model, not a curated record